Lingula anatina is the source of this 1096-nucleotide messenger RNA. RefSeq lists its product as uncharacterized. The record is from RefSeq and is a predicted model, not a curated record. Lineage: Eukaryota; Metazoa; Brachiopoda; Lingulata; Lingulida; Lingulidae.
CUAGGAUCCAAAAUAAAGAGGAUAAGACAGUGGCUCAAACUUCAAAGGGAGUCUCCCGCGGCGCGCGUCUCAUGAUGCCUUCGGGUUGGUACGGCGAGCCUCGUUUUCAAAUGACCAGGUAGCUUGUCUACGGCAGAGUGAAACGAAGGUCCCGCUUUAGUCGCGUUUUUUUCAUUGUAUCCGGAGAAUUUCGUCAAAAGACAAGAGGAGCUGAUUAAGGAAUAUGCAGUGAAGCACCAUGCCAAUUAAAAAGAGAAAGAAGAUAGGCAAGAAGGUUAAGAAUGCCCAGGCCAAGAAAUAUGGUAAAUCAGCAAAGAUUUCCAAAGACACAACUACGUAUCCAGGGACAAAUGACAACAGUGAAUGUGUCGUGUCAAGUCAACAAUCUAGUGAACCUGAGGAUGACAUGUCUUUAAGCAGCCUGAAGGAUGUUUCUUCUGACAACUCAGAUACUCAACAGUCAAAUGAAUCCUGCCGUUUUUUACUGAGCAAAGGAGUUGCUUUUGUGCUAGCAGACCAUUUCAAUCAGGACCCCUUGGAGCAGUACUUUCCAUGCAGAGAAAUGCGGGUGGUGCCAAUGAAAAUCCAAACGUAUCAUCGUUCCACCACAACACGUCAGCAAUUAGAAUACAGAAAUCAUUUGCCAUGGCAUCAUUUCGAGGAAAUUCCCGCCAGGCACAACCACAAAGAGAAAUUGACAGUACACCUCUAGCCAAAAGAAGAAAGAUCAUCUAGCACUUUUCAAUGGGGGAUACCAAUUAUUAUAGAAUGUUGUAGAAUGAUAGGUAACUUUAUUAGUAUUAGUAUUAGUUAUUCAUACAUCAGCCCAUGUGUCACCAGCUGGGACUUAAUAGUUAGCAUCAGUGUUCUUUUUUUUAACUCUAUAAGCCAUGAUUAAUAGAUAAAUGGUGUUGUGGUGACAAUUUUGUUGAUCAUAAAUGAAAUGUUUUGAAGUUUUUUGGGGUUUCAAUUUGUUGAUAAACUUAGAUAAGUAAAUGUGUACAGGUUACAUUUAACAGGCUGCAUCUUAUUGGGAAAUUACAGUGAUGAAUUGCAUGAACAAGUGAAUUCGUUUAAUAAACUUAUUUGAACUGUA